AAAUCUCUUCCAUUCAUACAUAUAUAUAUAUCUAUCUGUCUGUCUCUGUCUCUUCAUCUUUCAUCUUUCAUACCUCUUCCCUCACAUUCCAACCCUUCUGACAUCAGAUCAUCUGACUAUCACCAUGGCCAGCCAAAAGGAUGAGAACAUUCAGGUCGUCGGACACGAGAGAUUCGGAUUCGACUCUCGAGCAGAGACUAAGACUCUCCGAAGCUUGUACUUGAGCCCCAGCGCCAACAAGGACCUUGAUGCCAACUCCCAGAACCAGGAGUACGGAUCUCAAUCGACCUACGACAAGGCCAGCAACACUGUCAAGUACACCACCUUGGCAAACUUCCCCCCUGUCAGGCUCUUGCCCAACUCUGAGCGAAAGCGAAUCCUUGUCACUGGAGGUGCCGGUUUCGUCGGAUCUCACUUGGUCGACCGACUCAUGCUCCUCGGACAUGAAGUCACCGUCCUCGACAACUUCUUCACCGGUUCACGAACCACUGUUUCUCACUGGGUCGGUCACCCCAACUUUGAACUCGUCCGACACGAUGUCGUGGAGCCCUUCCUGAUCGAAGUUGAUCAAAUCUACCACCUUGCCUGCCCUGCUUCUCCCCCUCACUACCAAUACAACGCCGUCAAGACCUUGAAGACUUCCUUCCAAGGAACUUUGAACAUGCUCGGUCUCGCCAAGCGAACCAAGGCUCGAUUCCUCAUCUCCUCCACCUCUGAGGUCUACGGUGACCCCGAGGAACACCCCCAGCGAGAAGACUACUGGGGUCACGUCAACUGUAUCGGACCUCGUGCAUGCUACGAUGAAGGCAAGCGAGUCGCCGAGUCCUUGACCUACGGCUACAGCAGACAGGACGGUGUCGAAGUCCGUGUCGCGCGAAUCUUCAACACCUUUGGACCUCGAAUGAACCCCUACGAUGGACGAGUCGUCUCCAACUUCAUCAUCCAAGCUCUCAAGGGAGAAGACAUGACUGUCUACGGAGAUGGAAGUCAGACCCGAUCUUUCCAAUACGUUCACGACCUUGUCGACGGUCUCAUCCUCCUCAUGAACAGUGACGAGGAGCGACCCGUCAACUUGGGUAACCAGGAUGAAUUCACCAUCCUCGAAUUCGCCGAGGCCGUCAGGGACAUUGUCGAGAAAGUCCAGAAGGAGAAGGGCAACCCUCUCGCCAAGCGAGUCAACAUCAUCCACAAGGAGAUUCCUCAGGAUGACCCCCAGAGACGACGACCCGACACCACCCGAGCCAAGGAGACACUCCAAUGGCAACCCCAGUGGUCCGUCAGACAAGGUGUGGAGGAGAUGGUCCGAUACUACUACACCCAGAUCGAGGAGAAGAAGCUCUAAGCGGAUAAACAGAGUUGGAUGACCUCCGUGCUUGCUUGCUCUCUUUCUCUUUCAUUUUUCAACACAGUUUACGACAUCAUACCUGAUUCAUUCCUGAUUACCUUGCAUCUCAGCCUGGUAAGACAUUCCUUUCCGGACACAUAGAGGGGCUGCCCACAUGCAUUUUUCAAC
Messenger RNA from Kockovaella imperatae, 1513 nucleotides. RefSeq lists its product as hypothetical. Gene Ontology annotation, cellular component: cytoplasm. Gene Ontology annotation, molecular function: NAD+ binding; UDP-glucuronate decarboxylase activity. The record is from RefSeq and is a predicted model, not a curated record. Gene Ontology annotation, biological process: D-xylose metabolic process. The transcript has 6 exons. Bases 125 to 1342 code for a protein of 405 amino acids. Lineage: Eukaryota; Fungi; Basidiomycota; Tremellomycetes; Tremellales; Cuniculitremaceae.